Osmerus eperlanus (European smelt) is the source of this 3197-nucleotide messenger RNA. RefSeq names its product doublecortin-like kinase 3 (gene dclk3). The transcript has 7 exons. Gene Ontology annotation, molecular function: protein kinase activity; ATP binding. NCBI's taxonomy places the organism in Eukaryota, Metazoa, Chordata, Actinopteri, Osmeriformes, Osmeridae. Gene Ontology annotation, biological process: intracellular signal transduction; protein phosphorylation. The record is from RefSeq and is a predicted model, not a curated record. The coding region runs from base 338 to 2869 and encodes 843 amino acids.
ACCAGUAGCCUACCUAAUGAGCCAACUGGUAAAACUACUGAUAUGGCUUGGGAGGAAGGGUUCUUACGCAACGACAUAUCCACGACACAGGCAGCGGUUUCAGUUGUCCUACUUGCCCCUAUAACUUUCACGACUUUGUUGCAGUUGCACUGCUCGACUCCUCCUAUACGCGCACCCAUAGCAACCCAAUGAAGCCAAUAUCCCUGACUGGUCAGCACGGCGCCCGCAUCCUGUAACAGUCAACCUCUUAAGUACCCGAAUAAUUGUCCGAGUGAUGACAACAACUUUCACUGGAGUGGUCAAAGGAAAGCCUUCUGGUCAGGAGAACAGGUAGGCUAUGAUGCCCGCUGGGAGAGCGCGGUUCGGAUGUGACGCUGCUGGGACGAGGUGGAGGACGGCAGAACCCCCCGUUUCCCUGACUAAACGUAUUGAGGGUGUCUCCCAUCCUUGGCCCCCCCUGCCCCUUCCCAAACUUGCGGGUGCAGGAUUAAGGACCCAGGUCGCCCCUCCCUUCCCUCUGUUCCACACGCGCCAUGCAGAGCAAAGCGCUGAACGGCCACGUUUAAUCACUGUGGUGCGACCUUGUGGUCAGAGUGUGCUCAGGAAGGUAACGGUACUGCUAAAUCGCAGGGGUGUGGUCUCUUAUGAACAGCUCCUAUUGGACCUUUCAGAGGCCUUGGGCUUUCCUCGCUGGCACAGAGCUAGAGUCACACGCCUUUACACACCCCAUGCGCGAGAGGUGAAGGGUGUGUGCGAUUUCUUCCGUGGCGAGGUGGCGUUCCUGGCUUUUGGAAAGGCUCGUCCGGAUCUGCGGAGCGUGGAGGAAGCUCUGGAAGAGCUGUUUCCGGAGCAUUCUCAUUACCGCAGCGAGGCGCUCCGGGCCUGGGUGAAGAGGCUUGUCCCGAAGCCUGACAAAGACAAAGCGUCGAAGGCUGACAGUGGGUACAGCGAGGGCACGGACAGCUUUGACACCCACGCACAACACAAGCACCAGACGCACGUCGAUGCUGAUGCUCACGUUAGGACACUUCGCAAUAGACAGAGACUCACCCAGGAACUUCCACUCACAGACAGCCACAGGCAGGCCAAACAGAAUCCCGACACACAGAAGUAUCCUCUUCACCACACACCCUCUAACCGACACCCCGUUCACCCCCCCAACCACCUGCAGAAAGUCCGGGUUAGAGAGAGGGCCAGAAAGACACCCCUCUCUGUGAUUGGUCCCUUCACCCAGGAUGAGGGGCUACGAGAGGAGACAGACAUUUCCUUUCCUGCCCUCUGUGGGAAUUGCAGAGGAGAAGGAGAUGGAAAUCAGGAGCAGACCAAUCACAGAGCAGGGAGGAUCUCACUUCCUCCCGUGAGCAGGAAGCAAAGAGGACACAUAGCAAAGGAACAGGAAGCAAGGAGAACUGGCAACUGUUCUCACCCUCGACCAAUCAAUAAAGUUGCUGAGAAAUCAUUUGGCGUAUUGGAACUCUUCUCCUCAAACAAAGAGGAAGUUAAUAAGCCAACUGUGAUCUUUGACCUUCCAUCUGACGGAAGUGAUGUGACCCUGGCUGACAUUGAGCGUUGCUACGACAUUGGACGGGUGGUCGGAGACGGGAACUUUGCCAUCGUGCGUGAGUGCUGUCGCCGUGACAACGGAGAAACCUUGGCCGUGAAGAUAGUGGAACGGUCAAAGCUAAUUGGACGAGAGCACAUGAUGCAGAAUGAACUGAGCCUGCUGGGUAGCCUGUCCAACCCCCGUGUGGUACGACUGCUCACACACCACCACACACACACACACUCCUACCUGAUUAUGGAGCUGGUGCCGGGGGGUGAUCUGUUUGAUGCCAUCGCAGAAAGGGGGAAGUUUACGGAAGGAGAGGCCAGAAUGAUGGUGUCUGACAUGAGCGAGGCCCUGAGAUACAUACACAGCAAGAGAAUUGUACACAGAGACCUCAAACCAGAAAACCUAUUGGUGAAGGGUAAGGGUGGUGGAAGCCAUAGGCUGAAGUUGGGGGACUUUGGUCUGGCCAUGGUUGUCACAGAACCCAUCUUCACCGUUUGUGGAACACCCACUUAUGUGGCCCCAGAAAUACUCUCUGAGACAGGUUAUGGCCUCACGGUGGAUGUCUGGGCUCUGGGUGUAGUCUUCUACAUCCUUCUCUGUGGGUUCCCUCCAUUCCGGAGUCGCGACAGAGACCAGGAAAAACUGUUCCAGCUGAUCAAACAAGGAGAGCUCCACUUCCUGUCCCCGUACUGGGACCCCAUCUCAGAUGGUGCUCGAAGCUUGGUCCGAGCUCUGCUACAGGUGGAUCCAGUAGAGAGACUAACAGCAGAUGAGAUUCUGCAGCAUCCUUGGGUCCUGUACACUGCCACAGCCAGCGGGGAGAAGGAAGCACUCCCAAACACACCGCAGACCACCACAGACCGACAGACACUACUACAGACUCUGGCAGAUCAGCCGAAACGAGCAGAGACCCGAAAAGGUCAACGUAGACAGGAAGCGAUGAGUACAGAUCGAUAUCAACCCCACCAACCUUCGACAGGAACCUCGGUCAAGACAACCCCACCCGCGUCUGCAUCGCCUCAAUCCAACUCCAACACAGACCUGCACAGCCCCUUCAACCCCAACCCCACGCAAAAAGAACCCAACACUCAAAACCAACUGCCCCUCACCAACACUCCUCAUGCAGAACCCUCUCCAAACUCUCACACACAGCCUCCAAACACUGAAGCAGCCACUCCCCCCAACAAUCUUUCCAAACCCCAAGCCGCAUCCCGACCCCAGUCUCCCAGACAAUACCAAUCCAAUCCAGGCCAGCCCCCAAGCAACCCCACCCACACAUCCCCGCCCAACUCCUUCAUCAACCCCACAUCAGACUAAUUAAGUCAAAUUGGUUCUCAUUGUCUUUGCUGCUCUCUCGCUGAUGAACUCAUCUUGUGUUUGAUUAAAUGACUGUACUCACAAUGUUUAAAAAACCCAUACUCAUGUGAUUUCAUCGUGUGGGAACAGUUUCUAGGCACAGCUUUUAACUCAUAAGUAUCGAAAUUGAAGGUUUGUUAUCAGUCGGUGUGUCUGUGUUGUUGUAAAAUGGUCUUUUAUAUAUUCUUUACUACUCGUUAGUACACUGUGUACUACUGUGACCUUGGAUAUUUUCGUAUACAUUAAGUGUUCAGUAGUUAGUAGGGAAUCACAUAUAUUUAGUAGGAAU